Molecule: messenger RNA, 1997 nt
Organism: Tachysurus fulvidraco (yellow catfish)
Lineage: Eukaryota; Metazoa; Chordata; Actinopteri; Siluriformes; Bagridae
Gene: fam76b
Product: family with sequence similarity 76 member B
Exons: 10
Coding region: 413-1390 (325 amino acids)
Source: RefSeq, a predicted model, not a curated record
UGUUAUUGGCUGAUCCCGCCCCCAGCGGGCGCAGCUCAUUGGCUGCUUUGGUUUUCCUUUGUGGUGGCAGUUCGUAUCCGGUUCGUGAGGAGCCUCAGAUACACAAAAAAGGAGAGGAUUUUAAGCUCGGACUCACAAAUUAUAUGUUUUUACACUCGGUGUAAAAGUGUCACAGUGUGUGUGUGUGUGUGUGUGUGUGUGUGUGUGUGGAGUGGGAGCGGGAGCGGAGUGGGAGCGGGACUUCAGUGCAGUCAAUUCAGUGUGAACUGAGCUAACAGGCUAGUAGGCUAGUAGGCUAACAGGCUAGCUUAGUGUGUGUAUAAGUGAAAGUGAGUACUGUUUUGUGUGUGUGUGUGUGUGUGUGUGUGUGUGUGUGUGUGUGUGUGUGUGUGUGUGUGUGUGUGUGGCGGUGAUGGCGAGCUCGGCCUUAUACGCCUGCACUAAGUGUAACCAGCGCUACCCGUUCGAGGAACUCUCUCAGGGACAGCAGCUCUGCAAGGAGUGUCGGAUCGCCCAUCCCAUAGUGAAGUGCACCUACUGUAGGACCGAAUUCCAACAGGAGAGCAAAACUAACACCAUUUGCAAGAAAUGUGCACAGAAUGUUAAACAGUUUGGAACACCAAAGCCAUGUCAGUACUGUAACAUCAUUGCUGCAUUCAUCGGGACAAAGUGUCAGCGCUGCACUAACUCUGAGAAGAAGUACGGCCCACCACAGACCUGUGAGCAGUGUAAACAGCAGUGUGCCUUCGACAGGAAGGAGGAGGGUCGGAGAAAGGUGGAUGGGAAGCUGCUCUGUUGGCUUUGCACACUGUCCUAUCGCCGUGUUUUACAGAAAACUAAAGAACAACGUAAAGGCCUUGGCUCCUCCCACUCCAACUCAUCAUCACUCAGCGAAAAGGAGCAUCGCCACCAUCACCGCCACACCACCUCUCACAAGCUGAGUAGCAGUUUGAGUCCAGAACAGGAGCAGCGUCUGUGGGAACAGAGCCAUAAGUCAGCAUCUAUUCAGAAGGAAACGCCAAAGAAGAAACCCAAACUGGAGCUGAAACCGUCCAAUGGAGACAGUUCUAUAGCUCAGUCGAUGGACUCAGGUGGGACAGAUAACUUCAUCCUUAUAAGUCAGCUGAAAGAGGAAGUGAUGUCACUGAAGAGGCUGCUGCAGCAGAGAGACCAGACCAUCCUGGAGAAGGACAGAAAGUUGACUGAGCUGAAGGCUGAUUUUCAGUAUCAGGAGUCGAACAUGCGGCUAAAGAUGAACAACAUGGAGAAAGCUCACAAAGAGGCCAUGGAGCAACAACAGGCAAAGAACAGGGAGUUGAUGAAACAGGUUGCUGCUCUCUCAAAAGGAAAGAAGCUUGACCGUACCAGCAGCUCCCUUUUGUUACCAUGACGAUGACCUCUUGCCCACACAUGCCACGUCAUCACUGUGAGGACGCUUAGGCUCACAUACACCCCCCCCCCCUCAAAAAAGCUGCCUGUGUAUCUCUACAUUACUAUCCACCUGUCUGUCAUUGCCCCUCUCGCCCUGUACCCAUCUCCUGUCUGUCUCUAACCCCAACAAGUGGCCUGACCCUGUUCGCUCUCCCUCUCUGGAUCUCCCGUCUCUCUCCUGAUGAUGUCACUGAUGAUGUCACACAUGCAGCCCUGCUCCUGUCAUGUGACUCUGAUCUGAGGGGCUGUGCUAUGGACAAACAUGGCCACCGAACCUGCAGGAUGCACACACACACACACACACCCCAUAUGUCUGUUUGCAGAGGGUGACUGUAAAGACGUCUGUCUCGCUGCCUGCCCUCCUCUGUACGGUGGGCUUUUACUCACAACAAUGAUGAGGAUUUUAUUAUUCUGUGUGAAAGAGAAUUGUUAUUCACAUUAUAGGAAUCUUUCUCUCUUUCUAUCUCUAUCUCUCUCUAUUAUAAGUCUUUGUACUGUGACACUUUUGUAUUUUUUAUUUUGUCCUCCAGACUGGACAUUUCAGGAACAAUAAAUCUUCAAAAACU